UGGCAAAAGCGCGAAGUAGUCAACCCCUCCGCUUCCUCCGUUUAUCACCAACUUUUCUUGAUCAGAAAAAAAGGAGGAAAACGUGAUCAAGUCGUAAUUAGUUAAAAGCUAAUUAAGCAAACCUCCUGACACCUGACUCCGUGGCCCCAGUGCCAUUUAUUUCUGUCUUUGGACAUCAAAUUAAUCUCAAAUCAGUUUUCCGGAGCAAAGGAAAAACCAACAGGGCGAGGUCUUUCUGGAGUCUGGAGUCGUGACUGUGCGUGCUGACGAAUUUUAGUUGUUGAAUUGAAGGGUAUUUGGCACUGGCUGGAAACAUAUUUUUGGUGCUUUGAAUAGCUUAGUUCAGAAAUGAGUCAAAGGGGGUUGAUUUACAGCUUUGUCGCCAAAGGAACAGUUGUUCUUGCAGAGCACACACCCUACUCUGGCAACUUCAGUACCAUAGCUGUCCAAUGCUUGCAGAAGCUGCCAUCAAAUAGCAGCAAGUAUACAUACUCGUGUGAUGGCCACACCUUCAACUUCCUCCUUGACAGUGGAUUUGUUUUUCUUGUUGUGGCGGAUGAAUCAAUGGGGAGGAGUGUACCUUUUGUGUUUCUUGAGAGAGUGAAGGACGAUUUUAAAAAGCUGUACGGUGCCAGUAUCAAGACUGAUGGGUCUCAUCCACUUGCUGAUGAUGACGAAGAUGAUGAUUUGUUCCAAGACCGUUUUAGCAUUGCAUACAAUCUUGAUCGGGAAUUUGGACCAAGGCUUAAAGAGCAUAUGCAGUAUUGUAUGAACCAUCCAGAUGAGAUGAGUAAGCUGUCCAAACUGAAGACUCAGAUUACAGAAGUCAAAGGCAUAAUGAUGGACAAUAUUGAGAAGGUGUUGGAUCGAGGUGAGAAGAUCGAGUUACUUGUGGAUAAAAGUGAAAACCUUCAGUUCCAGGCUGACACCUUCCAGAGGCAAGGGAGGCAACUUCGUCGGAAGAUGUGGCUUCAAAACCUUCAAAUGAAGUUGAUGGUUGGAGGUGCUGUUCUUGUUCUGAUCAUCAUCUUCUGGCUCAUAGCAUGUGGAGGUUUUAAAUGUUGAUUGUUGAUCGCUUUUUGUGGAGGGUAUAACAUUUGGCUUGAAAACAUUGUUCUCUGUCCUUUGUAAUGUGCAAAGUGUUGGUACUCUGCUGUAUAUUCAACCGCUGAUGGAAUAUUAUACUCCUGUUUACUUAUCUAAUAUACAUGCUAAGCUAAUGGUAGCUCUAUUUUUAUAGCUUGAAA
Messenger RNA from Coffea eugenioides, 1247 nucleotides. RefSeq names its product vesicle-associated membrane protein 727. Gene Ontology annotation, biological process: vesicle-mediated transport. Gene Ontology annotation, cellular component: membrane. Lineage: Eukaryota; Viridiplantae; Streptophyta; Magnoliopsida; Gentianales; Rubiaceae. Bases 349 to 1065 code for a protein of 238 amino acids. The record is from RefSeq and is a predicted model, not a curated record. The transcript is spliced from 6 exons.